AUGAACACAACUCAUAAUGAAAAGGACCACAAAGACCUCGAAAUCUCCCACGUGGACCAUGUCGUCCCUCAGACUGAGCUUGGCGACAAGGCAGCCGAUAUUGGCAUGGCACUGUCCAAGUUGAGGUUCGAUGAGCUCUCAAUCCCACGCACAAUCUGGGUCUUCCGCAGAUCUGUCCUUGUGUGUCUCGCAGUCUAUACCGAUUACGUCUGCGAAGGGUUCGAGCUCGGCGCAGGUGGCAGCAUUGUGGCAAACCAAGGAUUCAUCAAACAAUUUGCGACCGUCAAGGAUCAGACAGGCGUCAGAGGUCUUGAUCCUACAUGGCUAUCUACCUGGAGUGCUUUGCUGAAUGUUGGACAAAUCGUCACUUUCACCCAUAUUUCUUGGGUCGCAGAUCGUUUCGGUAGAAAGGUAUCGUUCUACCUAGCAUGGGUAUGGCUCGUUGUGGGCUGUGUGUUCCUCAAUACGGCAAAAACUCCCUCUGUCUGGGCAUUGGCCAAGCUCUGCAAUGGUGCCGGUAUCGGAGUUCUACAAAUCACCUGCCAAGUCUACGCCAUGGAGAUCUGCCCAAAUCGCAUUCGUGGCGGAAUGAUCACCUUUCAAGCCGUCUGGUCUAAUAUCGGAGGCAUUGUCGUCGCCGUCAUGAUGCAACAGUUGAAUCAGAAGCAUCCGGACGAUUAUCUGCUCGCUAUGCGGAUUCUUUGGGCGCCGAUCGGCCUCAUGAUCGUCUUCUGGGCGUUCGUCCCGGAAUCCCCUUGGUUCCAUGCCAGACGGGGUGACGGUGAAAAGGCCCUUAGAUCGCUGCGUCAAUUAUACGGUAAUGUGCCUGGGUAUGACUUUGAAGAGGAAUACGGUAUCAUCCAGAGGACCAUCGCCCACGAGAAUCUGUUGUUGGAUAACAAGCCGUCAUUCAAAGAUGUAUUCCGUGGGCUGAACCUUAGACGCACCUUGACCGUGAUGAUCCUGGCCGUAUGCCAACAAUUCGCAGGUCUCACUAUCAUCAACACCUAUUCCACCUACUUCUUCUCCCUCGCCGGACUAGCAGAUCCUUUCCUUGGAAGCGUCAUUCUCUCUUGCUGCAAUCUCUUGGCGAUCAUGCUCUGGUCAGCCUUCACUGACAAACUCGGACGACGUCUCAUCAUCAAUUACUGCGAGACCUUCGUCACGAUCAUUCUUUUAGUCGUCGGCGGGAUGUAUUACACCGGUGCCACACCUGGUAAUGGUCAGACCGAGUCCACGAACGCUGCUGCGUCUAACGGCUUGCUCGUCAUCUGUUGCUUCUGGACUUUUGCAUUCCAGACCAUCGGCAUGUCUUACUAUCUGUACUCGGCAGAGCUUCCAACGGCUGUACUGAGGAUCCGAACGGGUCCAGUGACCUUUUUCACCAACUCGAUCACGGGCAUCGCAAGCUGCUACGCGACGCCGCCGCUCUUGCUGGCCUUGAAUGUCAGAGCCGGCUUUGUAUACGGCGCGUUCUCCGUCCCAUGCUGUAUUGUCAUGUGGUUCUUCAUUCCAGAGACUAGGGCUCGUUCCGCUGCAGAGAUAGACGAGCUGUACGAGAAGAGGAUCCCGGCAUGGCGAUGGUCAAAAACCGUCACAGACGCGGAGCUGCAGAUGCGGAAGGCGGUAGCAGCGAGAAGUGCCCGGGUAGCAGUGGCAUGA
Kockovaella imperatae is the source of this 1662-nucleotide messenger RNA. RefSeq names its product general substrate transporter. Gene Ontology annotation, molecular function: carbohydrate:proton symporter activity. Lineage: Eukaryota; Fungi; Basidiomycota; Tremellomycetes; Tremellales; Cuniculitremaceae. The transcript has 14 exons. Bases 1 to 1662 code for a protein of 553 amino acids. Gene Ontology annotation, cellular component: membrane. Gene Ontology annotation, biological process: carbohydrate transport; transmembrane transport. The record is from RefSeq and is a predicted model, not a curated record.